AUGGCGGCGUCGCAAAACAGCUCCAACAUAACGCGGAACAUCACGAAUCAGUUUGUUCAGCCACCGUGGCGGGUUGCGCUGUGGUCAGUCGCCUACAGCUCCGUUCUGGCGGUUGCGGUAUUUGGGAACCUCAUUGUUAUUUGGAUCAUUUUGGCUCACAAACGGAUGAGAACCGUCACAAACUAUUUCUUGUUAAAUUUGGCUUUUUCCGACGCUUCCAUGGCCGCUUUCAACACUCUCAUUAAUUUCAUCUAUGCGAUGCAUGGUGACUGGUACUUUGGAGAAGCCUAUUGCAAGUUCCACAACUUCUUCCCGGUUACCGCUGUGUUCGCCAGCAUCUACUCUAUGACUGCUAUUGCCGUCGAUAGGUACAUGGCGAUCAUCCAUCCACUGAAGCCCAGACUCUCUGCCACAGCCACUAAAGUGGUGAUAGUGUGUAUCUGGGCCCUGGCUGUGGUACUAGCCUUCCCUCUCUGUUAUUACUCUACCAUCCGCACCAUGCCCUGGAGAACCAUCUGCUACGUGGCCUGGCCCAGGUCCUCCAAAGACACCUUCAUGUAUCACAUCAUAGUGGCGUUGUUGGUCUACAUGCUGCCCCUGCUGGUCAUGGCGAUUACCUACACCAUAGUGGGGGUGACACUGUGGGGAGGGGAGAUCCCCGGUGACUCUUCCGAUAACUACCUUGGCCAGCUGCGAGCAAAGCGUAAGGUGGUGAAGAUGAUGAUCAUUGUGGUGGUGACCUUUGCCCUCUGCUGGCUGCCGUACCAUGUGUACUUCAUCGUGACAGGCCUCAACGGACGACUGAACAGGCUCAAGUCCAUCCAGCAGGUGUAUCUGUCAGUGCUUUGGCUAGCUAUGAGCUCCACCAUGUACAACCCCAUAAUCUACUGUUGCCUUAAUGGCAGGUUUCGGGCGGGGUUCAAGAGAGCCUUCCGCUGGUGCCCGUUCGUCCAGGUGUCGAGCUACGACGAGCUGGAGUUGCGCACCACCCGUUUCAACCCCCGUAACCAGAGCAGCAUGUGCACUCUUUCACGGAUGGAUACCAGCGUGAACGGGGUCGACCCACGCCAAAGCCGCAAGAAAAGCGCCAUCUCACAGGGUCAAGACGAGGUCAAAGGCGUCGACGACAAGCUCUACAGCGACCCAAGUGUUGAAGCGGAACAGUACAACUGA
Chanos chanos (milkfish) is the source of this 1173-nucleotide messenger RNA. RefSeq names its product tachykinin receptor 3-like (gene tacr3l). NCBI's taxonomy places the organism in Eukaryota, Metazoa, Chordata, Actinopteri, Gonorynchiformes, Chanidae. Gene Ontology annotation, molecular function: tachykinin receptor activity. Gene Ontology annotation, cellular component: plasma membrane; sperm midpiece. Bases 1 to 1173 code for a protein of 390 amino acids. The record is from RefSeq and is a predicted model, not a curated record. The transcript has 5 exons. Gene Ontology annotation, biological process: G protein-coupled receptor signaling pathway; positive regulation of flagellated sperm motility.